CAAACAUCAUGUGGGGAUAUAUUUCGGGGGCAAGCUGAGAUUGUUCUUGUACGCUCGAGUCUUCGCGGCAAGACUUGAACUCGCAUACAGGGACGGUUUGAAGGCCUUACAAACAACUACACCACAAAAGUGUGAUGCUUUACUCCUAAAUCUGUACCUGUUUUAUAAGUACAGUCCACUGAAUAGAGCAAAUUUGCAGGCUGCCUUCACAAGUUUAGGAAUGAAGAUGAAAGUUCCAACACGAGUAGGUGGAACAAGGUGGUUGGCGCAUACUAAAAGGACCAUUGAUCAUGUUUUGUUUGGUUUGCCUGCAAUAUCCCUGCAUCUUGAACAGAUUCAGAAUCCAGGAGAUGCAGCUCAUAGAAAAGACUCAGCUGCAAAGGGCAAACAUUUUCUGAAGUUGCUGAAGGACAGAAACCUUACUUUCUGGCUGUACUCCCAGAUGGAUAUUGUGUCCGCACUAGUACAGGUGUCAGAAGCUAUACAACAGAUUGAAGAACAUUUCGCUUGGAGAUGUUUUGAAUGAACUUGAGUCUGUAAAAUGUAUCCUGACAAAGUACAAAACAAGGUAAUCCUGAUACUUGUAACACACUUCUGUAAUGCUGCAGUAAAACAACAUAUCCUUACCUGCUUUGUAUGUUAGUUCUACUAGUUAGUUUUACUUUACAUAUAGUGCUACAAUUUACUGUAGACAGCUUACACUAAUCUUUUCAGGACAUCAUCAUAAACAUAGGUUUGGUAACUAUGUAGCCGAUAGCAAUUACUUUAUCUAAAUUUAUAUUAACACUGGAAUGUUUUUGAGGGUGUCCUCUGUCUGUGAUCUUCUUUUUCCUCUGCUGUUUACUAGCCAUCUAUUCAAUUUCUUUUUCUUGUUUGCUUGCAUGUUUAACACUUUAAAUGUACAAUGUAAUGAUAAUAUAUUCAUCUACUUAAUCAGUCCUGGAACAUACUUGAGGAAGUGGUAUAAGCUAGAUGAUACUCAAGAGCCAGCCUUGGAAUAUAGCAGACAGCAGUUCCUACAAGCCAUUAUAAGUGAU
Mercenaria mercenaria is the source of this 1037-nucleotide messenger RNA. RefSeq lists its product as uncharacterized. The transcript is spliced from 4 exons. NCBI's taxonomy places the organism in Eukaryota, Metazoa, Mollusca, Bivalvia, Venerida, Veneridae. The record is from RefSeq and is a predicted model, not a curated record. The coding region runs from base 221 to 526 and encodes 101 amino acids.